AUGAAAAUAUGGAAGCGAAUAAGCAAGGAAUUGUUGGCAGCGUUGAUUGUGACGACUGUUUUAUUCGGUUUCUACUAUUACUUGGCUGUCAUUGCACCUGGUCAAAUGCAAGAAUGGUUGGGCCAAGGUGGAAACUAUUGGCCGGAUAUUAAUUACAAGACGAGCAACAAGUUGAGACUCACUUUGUACGAUAUUGGAACAGCGGUACAAUUCUUGAGUCUCUUUACCACAGCAUUGGCCGCUUAUCUAUCGGCGAGAAACGACCGGUUGACGGUGUCAAUUCGGCUACUCGCCUGCCUGGAGAACGCGAACAAAUUUCUCUAUUGCCUCGUCUCUUUUAGCAACUGGGCUUGUGAACAUGUAAAGAUUGAUGAUAAACGAAUCUCUCGAAAACUGUGUGCUUUUAUGAAUGACGGCGUUUUCUACCUGGACAAGACGUUUAAUCUUCUAGACAUUGCCCUUUAUUGUCAGUUGAUGAUCUCACUAAAUCGUUUCAUGGCCGUCUCCUUCGACGGUCUCUACUUUCGAUACACUCGAAAAUGGCCAUUGAUUCAAUUAUUGAUUCCAUAUCUGUUGAAAAUCGGGUUGAUUUUUUCCGAGAGAUGUAUAAAGAAUUGGGCGAUCUAUGGAGAGUUUGAUAUUCUCUAUUUAUGGAGAUUUGACUAUCGGGAGACAUGGGAGAUAUGGAACUAUUUGACCCUCUUUCCCCAGUUUUUGAUGUGCGGAUUGGAUUUUUCAACAAGUAGAAGGCUUAAACAGCUGAGAAAAGACGGAAAGGCGAGUCGGGCGGAGAGUUUGCUGAUGAAACAGAUGCUCAUCCACUCAAUCAUCAUUUUGUUCUUCAACCUGUUCCGUUUUCUCGCUCCUAGUCUUGUUUCUGGUCUCUUUGGUGGAAAUCUCGGAUACAUUGUCUUCGAAUUCAUUCCCCGUUUCAAGGAUUUCUUGCUGAACUUCGUAGGCAGUAUUCUCUGUGCUUUCUUACUUCGAAAGCGACCAGAAAACAAGUCCGAGGAGAGGGCCACAAAAGAAACGACGACAAACACGAGUCGGGAAGCUUUUUCGAAGAGAAAGCAACCGAUUCGAUCCCAU
This is a messenger RNA of Mesorhabditis belari, 1089 nucleotides long. NCBI's taxonomy places the organism in Eukaryota, Metazoa, Nematoda, Chromadorea, Rhabditida, Rhabditidae. The record is from the annotation of a GenBank genome assembly.